AUGAAAAAGAAAUCCCACUCUAAAGCUUCAGUAACUUCCUCAAACUCUUCUGGGUCUUCCUCUAGUUCUUCGUCAUCAGCUUCAUCAAGCUCAUCCAGUUCGGAUUCUUCUUCCUCCGAUUCCUCUUCAUCCUCCAAUACCUCUUCCUCUUCUUCCUCCAAAUCAUAUUUUUCCAAUUCUAGCUUUUCUUCAUCUUCUUCCUCUGGUUCAUGCUCUUCCUGGUCAUCUAAAGCCAGUCUGGAAAAUGUCCCAUUUGCUUCUCAGUCCAAGCAAGGUAUUCGCCGUCCACAGCACUCACAAUCAUGUAUGGAUAUCACUAGAGGAAGGAGAGCCUUUGAGGAUGAUGAGAAUGAGGAAGACACUAUGCCUCUAUUAGAAACUGCUGGUAAUCUAAAUAAGUCUACAAGCAAGGAAAAGAAUGUGGCUGCCAGAGAAAAAUGUGGAGGUACUGCCAGGAAAGCAAACUAUUCUCAACAACAGUAUGAAAAUGGCAAUAUCAGGCAAGAACAGAAUUGGGCUAAAGGGGCGUCAGUGGCUGCAAACAUAAGAAAGAGCAAGUCUAUGGAGGUUCUGUCCAGGCGGACAGAUCAUUCUGGUGUGGGAGAUUUGGAUGAGAAAGGUCUGGAGAAAAGAAAACAUGUGGACCAUAAGAACUUUGUGAAGGAGAAGAUGAAGUUCUCUGCCUUUUUGAAUGAAAUCACAAGGCAGGUGCUUAGCCCAUCAAGACUUACAUCCCUUGGGGUAACAGAUGUUCAAAAGCCCACUAGCCAUGGCCAGACCUCAGUGAAGUCUCCCAAGCCUGAACACAAAAGAGACAAGAAGUCAAAAAAUACCCCAAGCAGGCCAGGAAGCAGUGCCAGCUCUGUUACAUCAGCUGCCCACUCCCAUACCAGCAAGCACUCUCACACGAGCAAGCAGUCCCACUCCAAUAAGCAAUCCCAUUCCAGACGACACUCCCAUUCCAGCAAGAACUCCCAUUCAAACAAGCUUCCUUAUUCUGAAAAAGACCUUGAAUACCUACAACAGCACAAGAAUCAGAAAACUUUCAUCAUCAUUCCCAUCCAGAAUCUCAUCACCAUCGUUCACCUUCAUCCCAUCGCCACCACGGAACUCGUCGUAACCCAUCUCCACACCAUCAUUCCCCCCACUCUAAUUAUCAUCAUCAUUCACCCUCUCCAUCAGAUCACCACCGUGGAGCUCACCACAGCCCAUCUCCAAAGCAUCAUUCUGCCAAUUCAGGGACUCACCAUCAUCCUUCCCAUUCAGAAUCGAUCCAGUAUCCUUUUCAUGAAGAAUCACACCAUCAUCACUCAUCCUCACCAUCCCAUCAUCAACACGGAGGUCACCACCAUCAAUCCCAUAUGA
This is a messenger RNA of Myxocyprinus asiaticus (Chinese sucker), 1365 nucleotides long. RefSeq lists its product as uncharacterized. Lineage: Eukaryota; Metazoa; Chordata; Actinopteri; Cypriniformes; Catostomidae. Bases 1 to 1365 code for a protein of 454 amino acids. The record is from RefSeq and is a predicted model, not a curated record. The transcript is spliced from 2 exons.